Parascedosporium putredinis is the source of this 825-nucleotide messenger RNA. The record is from the annotation of a GenBank genome assembly. Lineage: Eukaryota; Fungi; Ascomycota; Sordariomycetes; Microascales; Microascaceae.
AUGGGGAACAGCCAGGGGAAGCCCAUCGAUCUUGAUGGUGAAGACAAUGUGCUCCUCGACGCCGAUGGCCAUGUGCAUCUGACGGACUUCAAUGUGGCCUCCGACAUCGUUCCGGGUAGGAUCCUAUGCAGCAAGUCAGGCACACUUGCCUACCUAGCACCCGAAGUAUAUGGCGGCAAAGGAUAUGAUAUCAGGGCUGACUGGUGGUCUUUGGGUGUCCUCUUUUAUGAGUGCAUAUAUAACAAGCGCCCUUUUGACGGCAACUCUGAAUCGACGCUCAGCGCCCAGAUCCUUGCGGGGAAGCCCAAGUUCCCAGUGACGCAACCUCCCGUAUCAGUUCCCUGCCUCUUCGCCAUGACUGCGGCCCUCGAGCACGACCGGGACAAGCGCCUAGGCGCUACGUGGGAAAGCUUUACGCAACACGAGUUUUUCAAGUGCAUCGAUUUCGUUGAUUUGGAGAAUAAGAAGAUUGAACCAGUUUUUGUGCCAUCAUCAGAGAAGACCAACUUCGAUGCCACAUACGAUCUAGAAGAGCUACUGUUGGAGGAGGCGCCCUUGGAGGCUAGGGCACGCCGCCAGAAGCCCCGCGAGCGCCUAAAGGAUGAUGCGACAGACAAGGAGAUUCGGGAGGACGAGCUUUACCGCAUGAUUGAGACAGACUUCAAACCGAUAACUGGUCAACCUCAGCCGUCCUCCAACGAACAAUCCGACGACAAGGUGAACCGCCAGCACAAUCAAGGUGAACCGAUGGCCCUCACCACGGACCAGGCUACGUCUGUCACAGUGCCCCAUCUAGAGAUCUUCAACCCUCAUCGGCCCACCUGA